GAGCCGGGGCACUCUGCGCGCCCGCGGGCCCGGGAGCUGCACCGCCAGGCGGAGGCCGGGACGCCGCGCCCCGGCGCGGGGAGGAGGGCGAAGACACGCGGCGAUGGCUCCGCGGGCACUGCGGGGCUCCGCCGUCCUCGCCGCUGCUGUCUUCGUGGGUGGCGCCGUGGCUUCGCCGUUGGUGGCGUCGGACAACGGGGGCGGCCACACGCUGCAGUCCAGGACGGAGACCACGCCGUCCCCCACAAACAAUGGGGGCCAUCCCGAAUACAUUGCGUACGCGCUGGUGCCCGUGUUCUUCCUCAUGGGUCUCUUCGGGGUUCUCAUCUGCCACCUGCUCAAGAAGAAAGGCUACCGGUGCACCACAGAGGCCGAGCAGGACGUGGAGGAGGAGAAAGUGGAAAAGAUUGAGCUCAACGACAGUGUCAACGAGAACAGUGACACCGUGGGGCAGAUCGUCCACUACAUCAUGAAAAAUGAAGCCAAUGCAGAUGUCUUAAAGGCCAUGGUGGCAGAUAACAGCCUGUGUGACCCUGAAAGCCCCGUGACGCCCAGCACUCCCGGCAGCCCGCCGGUGAGUCCCGGGCCCCUGUCGCCGGGGGCCACGCCGGGGAAGCAUGUCUGCGGCCACCACCUGCACACGGUGGGCGGCGUGGUGGAGAGGGACGUGUGCAACCGGUGUCGGCACAAGCGCUGGCACUUCAUCAGGCCUGUGUCCAGGUCCAGAGAGGCCCGCCCGCGGCGGCAAGGCGAGGUCACCGUGCUCUCGGUGGGCAGGUUCCGUGUCACCAAAGUGGAGCCCAAGGCCAGUCAGAAGGAGCGGAGAAGUCUGAUGUCCGUCGCCGGGGCGGAGAGCAUCAACGGGGAGGUGCCUGUGACACCUGUGAAGAGAGAGCGAAGUGGCACCGAGUAGCAGGAGUGACUGUAUCUGAAGACACCCCAGCCUCUGAAAACUUGAGAGAUAGGAAGUUGCCUAGGGAAUACUUCUCGCUACCUUUUGUACAGUUUCUCUCAGAGGCAUCAGGCAUGUGGACGAAGCCGAAAGGGAAUGUCGUGGCUAAGCUGCGUGUAAAAUUGCUCGGAAGCAGUUUUGUUCAAAGUUGCUGGGGAAAAUGGGUUACUUUCCCAGGAACUGAAAAGCUCCUUUUUGAUCUUCCCCAUCACCCCUGGCCAUGGCCCUUCCCCAUCCCUCCCCACCCUCCGCUCCCGUCUUCCUUGGGC
Molecule: messenger RNA, 1221 nt
Organism: Sorex fumeus (smoky shrew)
Lineage: Eukaryota; Metazoa; Chordata; Mammalia; Eulipotyphla; Soricidae
Gene: RELL1
Product: RELT like 1
Exons: 7
Coding region: 104-913 (269 amino acids)
Biological process (GO): positive regulation of p38MAPK cascade
Cellular component (GO): plasma membrane
Source: RefSeq, a predicted model, not a curated record